AUGAGAACUCACAAAGGUGAGAAGCUGCAUUCAUGUGAAACAUGUGGGAAAAGUUAUAGUUACAGAAGUCAAUUGACUGUCCACAUGAGGUGUCACACAGGUGAGAAGCCAUAUUCUUGUCAGAACUGUGGGAAAUGUUUCAGUCGCCAACACAGUCUGACACUCCAUAUGAGGACUCACACAGGUGAGAAGUCUUAUUCUUGUGAAAGCUGUGGGAAAGCAUUUGGUAGCAGUAGUGAAUUGACUGUCCACAUGAGGUGUCACACAGGUGAGAAGCCAUAUUCUUGUCAGAACUGUGGGAAGUGUUUCAGUCGCCAAGGCCAUCUUACUGUCCACAUGAGGUCUCACACAGGUGUGAAGCCUUAUUCUUGUGAAAUGUGUGGGAAAGCAUUUGGUAGCAGUGGUAUAUUGACUGUCCACAUGAGGUCUCACACAAGUGAGAAGCCAUAUUCUUGUCAGAACUGUGGGAAAUGUUUCAAUCACCGACACAGUCUGACACUCCAUAUGAGGACUCACACAGGUGAGAAGCCAUAUGAUUGUCAGACAUGUGGGAAAUGUUACAGUCGCCGAGACCGUCUGACUGUCCACAUGAGGACUCACACAGGUGAGAAGCCUUAUUCUUGUGAAAGCUGUGGGAAAGCAUUUGGUAGCAGUAGUGAAUUGACUGUCCACAUGAGGACUCACACAAAUGAGAAGCCUUAG
Salarias fasciatus (jewelled blenny) is the source of this 702-nucleotide messenger RNA. Its product is annotated as gastrula zinc finger protein XlCGF17.1-like. The transcript has a single exon. The record is from RefSeq and is a predicted model, not a curated record. Lineage: Eukaryota; Metazoa; Chordata; Actinopteri; Blenniiformes; Blenniidae. The coding region runs from base 1 to 702 and encodes 233 amino acids. Gene Ontology annotation, biological process: regulation of transcription by RNA polymerase II. Gene Ontology annotation, molecular function: RNA polymerase II cis-regulatory region sequence-specific DNA binding; DNA-binding transcription factor activity.